GUUCUUUCUCUUUUUUUUCAAAAAUAAAAAUAAAUAUUUUUGAAUUUUCCCCGUUUUUGAAUUUGAAGCCCAAUCGACGCGGCCCGCAGGUUUUGUUUUUAUCGAUUAUAUGGUUUAUAUCGAUAUUGUACUCAAUACUAUCGAUCACAGCAGGCGCCAAAAAGUUCAGUCUCCUCAAAUUUUCUCUAAAAAAAAGCGCGAAAAUCUUGGGAAAUUCCGCAAAUUCCCUUUUCAUUCAACUUACAUAAGCUUCAGAAGCUUCCGGAAGCGUCAUGAAUCCCUCAAGAAAUUCUCAGCAGCUGAAGCAGGAUGUAGUGGAGGACGAUGAGCUUAGCUGCGAUGGAGAGGAAAGCUGCGAUGAAAUGGAGAGAAAAGUUGCCGUAUUGAAUGCUGCUACGGAGGCGAAAUGGGAAAAGUACCGUGAGCUUCUAAAGUUCAACUUUGAGCUUUCCAAUAUUCACGAGGAGAGCGCAUAUUUGGAAGAGAAAAUCAGGAAAAAGUACGGCUUGUUUUCCGAUCAGUUGGGAAAUCAAUUCAGUGUUAUCAAUUUCACGGGAGAUUUCCUUGCUGCGGAGCUGAAGGACUUGGAAGGAAAGAAGAAGCAAUUGGAUGCUACUGCCGAAGACGUGGAAUCUGCAAUGAAGGCUCUCAAAGUGGCAAAAAAAACCCAGAAGAGCGUUGACAACAAUGUCGGGCGUCUAGAAGAAGUAAAGGAUCGUCUUCGUGCAAAGCUGAAGAAGGUAACCGAUAGGAAUUCUGCAUUGAAGAAUGAACUGGAGAAGAGGCAGAAUUACACUGAGGAAGAUCUUGAGGAGAUUUCAGAGAAGAUUCACGCAAAGACGAAGAAUAUUGCGGACAUGAAGAAGCAAAUGAAGGCACUGAAAGUCGAGCUGGCAAAUGUUAAUUCGCAGAUAAAGGAAAAGGAAGAAUUAAAUGCGGCCCUUGAUGCAGCUGAUAGAGCUAAAAUGGAUACUCUCCUGCGUAAAGUCAAACAUCAACGUGAAGAGCGAUCGACCUUGUUGAACAUUGCGUUGACGGAGGAGAUGAAAGUGAUAAAGGAGUUGCGAGAGAAGAAUGCUCAGCUCGAUAGGAAGAUUACACAGAAGCAGAUCGAAAGUGAUGAGAUGAAGAAACAUCUCGAAGAGGAGAACAAGCAAGUGCGCAAAGCUAUUGACGAGAGGAAGCUUGAUAUCACAAUUAUGGAGGAAGAGAUUUCUAAGGCUCGCCAGCGCAAGGAAGCAUUGCAGGAUGUUCUUAAGGAUGAUGCACUAUCGAAGGUUCAGGAGAAAAUUCAGAAUGUCACUGCCAGCAUUGCGCAACUCCAAGAGCACAGAAUUAACAUGGAGACGAGUUUCCUCGAACGACAGUUGCAAGAACCAUCGAGGUACUCCGAUAGUUCCGGUCACAACAACAUCAUUGCUUGGAUGCGAGAUAUCCAGUCUCCUCCAUCCAACAAUGUGACCAACAAUGAGGAAGACAAUGAGGAUCCCACCAUAGAUUGCGAGGUCUCCUCAACUUACCAAGCCGAAGAUAAUUUUGACUUUAAGUAAUUUUUUUCUCUUUUUCUGGGCUACCAAUUAAACCCCCAAUAAAAUCCCAUAAAGAUGAUUCCAGGAACAUAGAAGAGGCAGCAGAAGAAUCCGGAGUAGCCCACAUAGAUUUCAAAUUAAUUUAAAUCAAUUACUAUAAUUGAAUUUAUUUCACGUGUUAACACCGAAAUUGUAAAAAUGAAUUAAAUAUAAAGAAUUUUCUUAAUUCAUUAAAA
This is a messenger RNA of Lutzomyia longipalpis, 1765 nucleotides long. RefSeq lists its product as uncharacterized. The transcript is spliced from 4 exons. The record is from RefSeq and is a predicted model, not a curated record. The coding region runs from base 273 to 1550 and encodes 425 amino acids. NCBI's taxonomy places the organism in Eukaryota, Metazoa, Arthropoda, Insecta, Diptera, Psychodidae.